GGGGAGGGAGCCACAGGCUGAGCUGAUCCCACGUGUGACGCUUGCAUUCCCGGCUCAGUAAAAUUCUCUUUAGCGUGCUUCGUUGUAGUGUUGUGCCGCCUGUCUUCGUUAGUUACUGGCUAUAGUUGGGUUAGCUAUGGAGGGAGACGGGAGCCAAGCCACAUCUGGAGGAAGCCCUAAUGAUUCGCAACACGACCCGGGUAAAAUGUUUAUCGGUGGUCUCAGCUGGCAAACUUCACCAGACAGCCUUAGAGACUAUUUUACUAAAUUCGGGGAAAUCAGAGAAUGUAUGGUGAUGAGAGAUCCAACGACAAAACGCUCCAGGGGCUUUGGAUUCGUUACUUACGUAGAUGCUGCCAGUGUAGAUAACGUCUUAGCUCAGCCACAUCACGAAUUAGACUCAAAAACGAUCGAUCCAAAAGUUGCCUUCCCUAGACGUGCUCAACCCAAGAUGGUCACAAGAACAAAGAAAGUAUUCGUAGGAGGAUUAUCAGCGAACACAGUAGUUGAAGAUGUGAAGCUGUAUUUUGAACAGUUUGGCAAGGUAGAGGACGCCAUGCUUAUGUUUGACAAAACGACUAACAGACACAGAGGUUUCGGCUUUGUAACUUUCGAGGUUGAGGACGUUGUGGAGAAAGUAUGCGAGAUCCACUUUCAUGAAAUCAAUAAUAAAAUGGUGAGUGGCUCUGGCUUUUCAAAACGGCGAAUGGUGCUGGCUGGAUUAAUAUUUGAUUUUCUCUUUAGCAGAGCGGUAACGACGGCAGGCAUCUCACACACACACACAGGUUUUUAGGGCUAUGGAGUCAGU
Messenger RNA from Salvelinus sp. IW2-2015, 808 nucleotides. NCBI's taxonomy places the organism in Eukaryota, Metazoa, Chordata, Actinopteri, Salmoniformes, Salmonidae. The record is from RefSeq and is a predicted model, not a curated record.